GCGCGUGCCCUCAGCUGAAACCCGCCGUCCAGGCUGCGUCCGGCUGAGCCGUGCGGUCCGGAGCAAUUUGGAUUCUUCAGGUUGAGCACACGAAGCUGAUCCAACCAUGACGCAUGUGGCUUUGGAAGCGAAGGAGAGUCUGGAGGAACGGUGCAACCAGAUCCUGAGGAACAUGGAGGCGUCCCUGAUGGCCCGGGACCGCGUGGGCAUCCAGGACUUCGUCCUCCUGGACGCCUACACCAGCGAGAGCGCCUUCCUGGACAACCUGAGGAAACGCUUCCACGAGAACCUCAUCUACACCUAUAUUGGGACCCUGCUGGUGUCAGUCAACCCCUAUAAAGACCUGGGAACCUACAGCAAGAAGCAAAUGGAUACUUACAUGGGAGUGAACUUCUUUGAGCUUCCACCUCAUAUCUACGCCCUGGCAGACAACGUCUUCCGCACCAUGCUGUCGGAGUUCAACAACCACUUCAUCCUGAUCUCGGGCGAGAGCGGCGCGGGCAAGACGGAGGCCUCCAAGAAGAUCCUGCAGUUCUACGCCGUCAGCUGCCCCAGCACCAGGCUGCUGGACGACGUCAGGGACAGGCUGCUCCUCUCGAACCCCGUGCUUGAGGCUUUUGGAAAUGCCAAAACUCUAAAGAACGACAACUCAAGUCGCUUUGGAAAAUACAUGGACAUCCAGUUCGACCACCAGGGUGGUGCAGUUGGGGGUCACAUCCUGAGCUACCUGCUGGAGAAGUCCCGCGUGGUCCACCAGAACCACGGGGAGAGGAACUUCCACAUCUUCUACCAGCUGGUGGAGGGAGGAGACGAAGGCCUGCUCCGCUGGCUGGGCUUGGAGAGGAACUGCCAGCAUUACCGCUACCUGGUGCAGGGUGGUUGUGCCAAAGUGAGCUCCAUCAACGAUAAAAGCGACUGGAGGACGGUCCAGAAGGCCCUCGCCGUCAUAGAGUUCAGCGAGAGCGACACGGAGCACCUGCUCGGCGUCAUCGCGAGCGUGCUCCACUUGGGAAACGUCACGUUCGACGGCGACGCUCGAGGAUACGCCGCGCUCGGCAACAACCAGGAGAUGCAGUGGGUGUCGAAGCUGCUGGGGAUUCCUGCUCAGGUGCUGCAGCAUGGCUUGACCCACAGGAAGAUCGAAGCCAAAGCAGAAGAGGUGUUCACUCCCUUCUCUGUGGACCACGCGGUCUACGCCAGGGAUGCUCUUGCCAAAGCCGUCUACGGACGCACCUUCAACUGGCUCGUUAGCAAGAUCAACGAGUCGUUAGCUAACAAGGACUCCUCCAGGAAGACGGUGAUCGGCCUGCUGGACAUCUACGGCUUUGAGGUUUUCACCGUCAACAGCUUCGAGCAGUUUUGCAUCAACUACUGCAACGAGAAGCUGCAGCAGCUGUUCAUCCAGUUGACGCUCAAGUCGGAGCAGGAGGAGUACAAGAUGGAAGGGAUCGAAUGGGAACCAGUGCCAUAUUUCAACAACAAGAUCAUCUGUGACCUUGUGGAGGAGAAAUACAGAGGAAUCAUCUCGCUGCUGGAUGAGGAGUGUUUACGUCCAGGAGAGGCCACGGAUCUAACCUUCCUAGAAAAGAUGGAGGAGAAGAUUGGUGGUCACCCUCAUUUUGUCACACACAAGCUCGCUGAUCAAAAGACAAGGAAAACGCUGGGACGAGGAGACUUCCGCCUGUUGCACUACGCUGGGGAGGUCACGUAUUGUGUAACCGGAUUCAUGGAUAAAAACAAUGAUCUCCUGUAUCGGAGUGGCAAGGAGGUCAUGCAACAGUCCAAAAACCCUAUUAUUCAGCACUGCUUUCCCUCUAACGAACCAGACAGCAAGAGGAGACCUGAGACUGUGGUGACUCAGUUCAAGGGCAGCCUGAUGGGCCUGACUGAGAUCCUCAUGUCCAAGGAGCCCUGGUACGUCCGCUGCAUUAAACCCAAUGAUGCCAAGCAGCCAGGACGCUUUGACGACGUGCUGGUGAGACAUCAGGUGAAGUACCUGGGGCUGAUGGAGCACCUGAGGGUCAGACGGGCCGGCUUCGCUUACAGACGCAAAUACGAGAUCUUCCUACAGAGGUAUAAGGCUCUGUGUCCGGACACGUGGCCCAAAUGGAAAGGCUCAGCAGCGGAGGGAGUGCAGCUCCUCAUCAAGCACCUGGGCUACAGGUCCGAUGAGUACAAGAUGGGCAGGACAAAAAUCUUCAUCCGCCACCCACGGACCCUGUUUGCAACAGAGGAUGCGUUUCAGGUCUGCAAACAUAAGCUAGCCACGAGGAUUCAGGCCAAAUACAAAGGCUACAGGGUGAAAGAGGAGUACCUGAAACAGCGAGAGGCCGCUACUAAGAUCGAGAACUGCUGGAGAGGUCUGAUGGCCCGGAAGGAGCGGGAAAGGAGGGCCUGGGCCGUCAAGGUCAUCAAGAAGUUCAUUAAAGGUUUCAUGACCAGAAAUCAGCCUGCGUGCGUGGACAACACUGAGUACCUGGCGUACGUGAGGCAGAGCUACCUCUUGCGCCUAAAGGACAACCUCCCCAGGAGCGUCCUGGAGAGAGACUGCUGGCUCUCGGCUCCGCCCGUCCUGCAGGAGGUGUCCCGGCUGCUGAAGGCGCUUUACGUCCGUCACAUGGUGCGCGAGUACGUCCGAGGGACCCCCCCGCAGAAGAGAGCCCAGCUUCAGCUGAAAUCCCAGGCGAGCUCCAUGUUCAAAGGGAAGAAGGAAAACUAUCCCCUCAGCGUUUGCCGACCGUUCCUGGAGACGCGGAUCGGGGAAGAUGAUAUAAACCCCAAAGUGUUGCAGAUGAUCCGGCACGAGCACAUCAAGUACAGCGUUCCCGUGGUGAAGUACGACCGCAACGGGUUCCGGCCCCGCCUCCGGCAGCUCGUCUUCACCGCGGCCGCCGCCUACCUGGUGGAGGAGGCCAAGGUCAAGCAGCGGCUCGAUUACAGCUCCCUGAAAGGGGUGUCGGUCAGCAACCUGAGCGACAACUUUCUCAUCCUCCACGUCGCGUGUCACGACGCCAAGAAGAAGGGAGACCUCGUUCUGCAGUGUGACUACCUGUUUGAGGCUCUGACCAAGAUGACUGUUAUUGCCAACAAGCAGAACUGCAUCAACGUGGUGCAGGGCAGCGUGCGAUUCGACAUCCAGCCCGGUCGAGAGGGGUUCGUGGACUUCAAGACGGGUCAGGAGUCUGCGGUCUACAGGGCGAAGAACGGACAUUUGAUGGUGGAGUCAACAAGAACCAAGUCGAGAUGAUGAUGAUGAUGAUGAUGAUGAUGAUGAUGAUGAUGAUGCGGAUACAGUUCAAAACAAAGCCACUAUUUGUUACACAGUUAAAUAUAUGCUACUAUAAUGAGAUUACUGCCAAUAUCUGACCACAACACCUGCUGUAGAGGGAAAUAUUAUGUGUUCAGCCAUGAAUGUGUCAGUGUCUGUGCUCAUACCUGCUGAUAACUUCCUGUAGUCUUUCAUUAAAACAUGAAACACACCUAACCCUCACCCUUAAUGUAAAGUAUGUGUUUUAGGACAGAGAAAUAAAUUAACCAAAGGUCCACAUGCACCAGAAUCAUGGAGUACUGUAUAAUAUGUGACUGUGAGGCGGUUCCUGAGGCAGCAGCGCCACCUACAGGCUGACUGCCGCCACUUCAGGGAACGUUUGACCUAAGUGUUGUGAAAGAAGACAAUUAAAGAAUAAAAGUUCCAUCAACAAUCAUC
Molecule: messenger RNA, 3706 nt
Organism: Betta splendens (Siamese fighting fish)
Lineage: Eukaryota; Metazoa; Chordata; Actinopteri; Anabantiformes; Osphronemidae
Gene: myo1hb
Product: myosin IHb
Exons: 32
Coding region: 107-3247 (1046 amino acids)
Biological process (GO): vesicle transport along actin filament; actin filament organization
Cellular component (GO): actin cytoskeleton; cytoplasm; myosin complex
Molecular function (GO): actin filament binding; ATP binding; microfilament motor activity
Source: RefSeq, a predicted model, not a curated record